This is a messenger RNA of Cyclocybe aegerita, 915 nucleotides long. Lineage: Eukaryota; Fungi; Basidiomycota; Agaricomycetes; Agaricales; Hemipholiotaceae. The record is from the annotation of a GenBank genome assembly.
AUGCACCGUCUCCAUUUUGACGAGCGUGAUCCUGGCCAGGAUAGGCGCCCAUACCUUGACGAGCUCAUCGCAAAAGCAAGGGCUGACCCACUAACAGUACUGGCUGCAACUGAUGGCUCUGUCCCUCAGUCCAACCAGUAUCAGGCGACUUCGGCUGCCAUCAUCUACAAGGGACACCGCGAGCUCGAAAGGACUCGUUAUGUCUCUGGCAGAGUUACCGCCCCAGAUGCGGAACUCAAUGCCAUCUCGUGUGCAGUGCGCCUUGCUGUCAAGCAGGCAAACUGCCAACAUAUUAUGGUCUUUACUGACUCUAUGGGCUCGGCCCAUAGAGCGGUCGACCCCUCUGAGUGGUUCGAGGUGGAUGACCUCUGCCGCAUCACCUUUGUCUACGUUCCCUCCACGCUGCGGUGGGAUAUCCAUGGUGAAGCACACAAAUACGUCACCGAGCUCAAAGUCAGAGUUGGACGUCGUAAGACGGACAACUCCAUAGACGCGCUUCGCUCUCGAGCUGCGCACUCAGUCUUGGAUUCGUGGAGUUCCACUUUCCAAAAUCCAACCUACCGAGGCUCUGAAUUCUUAGAGCUUCAACAGCCUGACGGGCGGCCGCUACAGCCAUCGUACCUCAAUGGGGGACCUUGGCUCUCAACCUUCGGACACAGUAUUACUGAGUUCGCUCGCGUUUGCCGGUGCAUAACUGGCCACGCGCCCAUUGGAGCGUAUUACCGUCGCUUCAAGAUCAACGAGCCUCAUGGCUGCACUUGCGGGGCUGCUUUGCAGUCCCGCCAGCAUAUCCUCUUUCGCUGUCGCGAUAGAUAUUCUGUACACUAUCCCCGUUUUCUCGGGGAUAUUGCAUCGUUUAUGAAGUACAACCCUACGGCGUUUGGCUUCAACCGGGACCCGUCGGGUGUCGGAUAA